Carassius carassius (crucian carp) is the source of this 1005-nucleotide messenger RNA. Its product is annotated as homeobox protein six1-like. Gene Ontology annotation, molecular function: DNA-binding transcription factor activity, RNA polymerase II-specific; RNA polymerase II cis-regulatory region sequence-specific DNA binding. Gene Ontology annotation, biological process: regulation of transcription by RNA polymerase II. The coding region runs from base 144 to 854 and encodes 236 amino acids. Gene Ontology annotation, cellular component: nucleus; transcription regulator complex. The transcript has 3 exons. The record is from RefSeq and is a predicted model, not a curated record. NCBI's taxonomy places the organism in Eukaryota, Metazoa, Chordata, Actinopteri, Cypriniformes, Cyprinidae.
UGGAGCUUGCUGUCGUUAUUGACUUUGAAACAAGUCUCAGGUGUCCCCUCGAAUGGACUUUUAGGUGGGACGAUUUACAAAUUGUUUUGCAGACCAAUUCCUCGUCAUCCCUUGUGGGACCUUCAAUCAUCCUUGUUCUGAACAUGGCGAUGGGCUUCUCCCCAGAGCAGGUGGCCUGUGUUUGUGAGGUUCUUCUCCAGAGUGGAAGCAUGGAUCGCUUGUCCUCGUUCUUAUGCUCCUUCCCUUCCAAUUCCUCGUCAUCCAGUGUGUAUUUGGGAAUGGCUCAGAGUCAAGAGAGUGUGCUGAAAGCGCGGGCUGCGGUCGCCUUCCACCACUGUCGUUUUGCUGAGCUCUACAGCUUGUUAGAGGAGAACGUGUUCUCCCCACGCAGUCACCCUCUCCUCCAGCAGCUCUGGCUCCGGGCUCACUACAUGGAGGCUGAAUUGCAGAGGGGCCGCCCUCUUGGGGCCGUGGGGAAGUACCGCAUCCGCCGCAAGUUCCCUCUUCCUCGUACCAUCUGGGAUGGAGAAGAGACCAGCUACUGCUUCAAGGAAAAAUCUCGCAGUGUAUUGAGAGAAUGGUACUGCAGAAAGCCAUACCCCUCGCCACGAGAGAAACGAGAUUUGGCUGCAGCCACGGGACUCACUGCUACACAAGUCAGCAACUGGUUCAAGAACCGACGACAGCGGGACAGAGCUGCGACCAGCCGCCAAGGCAGAACCUCAGCAGGAGCGUUUCUGAGCUCUGAUGAGGAGCUCUCACCGCCAGCGAGUCCCAGCACACUCUUCUCCUGCUCCCAGCAGCUCUCUGCUCACCCGCCCCCUCUCCGCCACCUGGGACCAGCACACUACUGAAAUCAAUGCAAUAGAAUGCAGGUCAAAAAAAAAAAAAAGUUUUGUAAUUUAGAUUAUUCCAUCUACCUGGAAAGACAACAUCAUUGAAAUAAGUGUCUUUGUAAGUCACAGCUGUCUCUGUGUGAGCUCCAGACUCUGUAAGCAGCAUAAA